This is a messenger RNA of Dichomitus squalens LYAD-421 SS1, 1683 nucleotides long. RefSeq lists its product as uncharacterized. The record is from RefSeq and is a predicted model, not a curated record. NCBI's taxonomy places the organism in Eukaryota, Fungi, Basidiomycota, Agaricomycetes, Polyporales, Polyporaceae. The transcript has 5 exons. Bases 1 to 1683 code for a protein of 560 amino acids.
AUGCCCAUCCUCUUCGCGCAUUGCACCGCAUAUCCGGAUGGGGAGAGGGGUAUCCCACCUGAAGCAAUCCGUCCCCAUGUGGCGCACCUCACGUAUUUCAAUUACAAGCCCUUCCCUAGCAUCCAGCUUGAGAAGGUCGCGACUCAGAUCAGCUCUGACUUCAGCUCGACUCCGGAAUGGGGGAGUCCAGAAAUGACUUCCCUCGACUUACUGUACUGCACGCCGGUCCUCGGCGACGCGUUCCUUGGCGAGUGUCCCAGACAGCUACCAUCUGCGUAUAGUCAGAGGGGGCUACUGUCAAUAACUCCCGUUCAAAAGUACUCAUUCACUGGAGAGAAGCAAUGUCUCGACACGCCACCAAGACCUGGUCUCGAGCUUGACUAUCUUCCUUCCUUGCGCUCCGUCUCGUUUCGAUGCACUCUAAAACUUGUGCACUUGGAGCUCAUGAAGAAGUGCCUCGCGAACCCAUCUGUGCUCUCCCUCACAUUCACCCGCAGCGUACGCUGGGCAGGCCUGCACCCCGACCCCAGGGUAGAUUCCCCCUACCCUCCGAAUGUUUCUGUGACACACCUGACCUACGCGCCGUCGGUAUGGCGCGAGGCAGUCACUGAUACGGUGGAGCGCAGGAGCAUAGCUACCGAAAUAGCGCUCGAAUCUCAAUGUCUCGCCCUGAUCACUCUGGGUAUUUCAAACACGGCUGAGGUCCUCGAGCUACCCAUGGAGUCUGCGCCCAUAGCACGCAUGUCUGAGUUGCUCUGGCCGCGUCUUCGAGAGAUAUCCUUGAUUGGCCGGUACCACUAUCGAAGUCAGUCCACGACCCUAGCCCGACUACUCUCGCAGAUGCCUCGAUUACACAAACUCGUUCUCCAGGCUGCUCAACCGUAUGCGCUCAAGGUUGGCCGGGGGCCAAUCCUUGGACGCCAAUCUAUCGACCUUCCGGAGCUCCGGACCCUCAUACUCGCAUACCCUGACCCGGAAGAUGCUAUAUUCUCCAUCUCUGCUACAAAUAUCACGCAUUUGUCGCUGCGCGACUGGCCGCGAUAUUACUACCACGAGGAAAUGCCAUAUGUGCUGAGCCACUGGACGUCGCCACUGCUGACUGCGUCCGAGUGCCUGCAGAUCCUGAAGCGCAUGUCCCUCGAUUACCUUGAGAAGCUCGAGCUGGUAUACCUUGCAGACAGUGCGGACGACGCGCUCCUGCGCUACGUCGCAUCGUCAUUCCCGCGGCUCGUGCAUCUUGAGCUUCACCGAUAUCGGAAUGGCGGGCAAGUCAACUAUAAACACAUCACACAAGUCCUCACACCGCUAGCACACCUCCGCACCCUCCGUCUGAACCUCAACUUCCCCGACUCCACCGGCCCGCGUUCAGCCUGCUUGCGCGGGCCCGGCGACGGGAAGCGGCACAUGGCGUGGCUCGCCGCCGCCCGACAGCGCGGGCUCGAGAUUGCAGACAUGCUCGAACCGCAUUGCCCCGCGCUCGAGUCCGUCGCGCUUCUGUCCCACGACGCAUCGGGGAGCUACUGGUGGCGGUUCCGCACGGCGAGCUGGGGAGGCGAGAGGGUGGAGCAUGACCGGACGGACGCUGAAGAGUGCGUUUCGAUGUACAGAGCGUCUGGAACGCGAACCCAGUUGCAAGAGGACAAGUUCAAGAUUUCGGAAGGGAGCCUCGGGAUUACCACUUGA